UUUAAUAUUUUGUUGUUAGCUAUACAAGAAAGAUCAGAGGCUGUCUUAAUUACAGCUCUACAAUGUAUUACUAGUUUCAUCUCUCCGAAGAGCUUUCUCUUGACAAGUGCUCUGCCUCUCUUCAUGGAUCUCAGGAGAGUGAAAAAUCUUCAGGCCCUGGCUAAAGUAUACAGUCAAGAUCCUGGACUUGUGGAAGCCAACCAACUUACCUUAUUACGCACUCAUGUGGAGAAUAUAUUACAUACUCACACAAACAUCUCUGGGAGAAAGGCACUUGAUGAGGAAGAGGAAAUCACCAACAGUGAUGAACAUGAUUUAGAAAUGGAUGAGGACUCUGAAAGCCUUGAAGCAGACCAAGAUACUCCCCAAGAGAUGGGAGAUGAAAAUAUGAGACUAACGAGUGAAAUGAUGGAUCAGGCUGAUGAAAAGAGGGAAGAAGCUUUUGAUGCCAUUGAAAAAGAUGACCUCCAAAGAGCCACAGAACUGUUUACUGAUGCCAUCAAGUUGAACCCACAGUCCAGUGUCACAUAUGUGAAUCGAGCAAGUGUCUUUGUGAAACUGAAGAAACCUAAUGCUGCCAUCAGAGACUGUGACAAAGCUUCUGAGCUCAACCGAAAAUCUGCACAGCCAUAUAAAUGGCGAGGAAAGGCUCACAUGCUCUUAGGGCACUGGGAGAAGGCUGCUGAGGACUUCACCAUGGCUUGCAAACUAGACUGUGAUGAAGAAACUAAGGCUUUGCUUCAAAUGGUGCAGCUUAAGAUCCAGAACAGCAUGGAGUAUCGUCACAAAUAUGAGCAAAAGCUAGAGUUAAAGGAGAUUCAGGAAAGACUAGAAAAAGUCAGACUGGCUCUGGAGGAGCAAGAGAGAAUCCAAAGAGAGGAGAAUUCCUGGGAUGAAAUGGCUAGAGCAGGGAGGAAACAUCUCAGAUCAUUCCUUACUCUUUUGGAUCCCAGGGUAAUGAUGGCAUUCUUGGAUGUGGUUUGGAAUCCAGAAAACAUCUACAAAUAUCGAAAGAAAAACAUACUAAUUAAGUUCACUCAAAAACCACAUUAAUUUGAAGGUCAUCUAUAAGCGGCCUCAUAACUAAAUAAACACACAGUUUGAGAGCGA
Hemicordylus capensis (graceful crag lizard) is the source of this 1110-nucleotide messenger RNA. Its product is annotated as putative protein FAM10A4. Lineage: Eukaryota; Metazoa; Chordata; Lepidosauria; Squamata; Cordylidae. Bases 124 to 1053 code for a protein of 309 amino acids. The record is from RefSeq and is a predicted model, not a curated record. The transcript has a single exon. Gene Ontology annotation, molecular function: Hsp70 protein binding.